Hydatigera taeniaeformis is the source of this 912-nucleotide messenger RNA. Lineage: Eukaryota; Metazoa; Platyhelminthes; Cestoda; Cyclophyllidea; Taeniidae. The record is from the annotation of a GenBank genome assembly.
CUGCAGGAUUGUGAGAGUCUUUCAAGCGUAGAAGUUGAGCGAACGAUUCCAGUGAUAAAGGAAACCCUAUCAUCUGGCGACGAGGGCACCUCUGCUUACUACUUGCCGCCGCCGACUUCUGCUCCUGUCUGCCUUCCACCUAAUCCUGAUCCACCACCCUUCGACGCCUUUGCUGAACCCUUCGUUAUUGAAGUUCGAGGCUCGUCCCCAAGUUAUCAACCAGAAGCAAAAAAGGUGGACCCGUUUUAUGCGGAUAGUCUUGAUUUGCAAAGGGAGAUUCUCAAUCCUGGUGGUGUUGAAAUUUAUGUAUCAACGUCUGAUCUUCUCAGAAACGUGGCAAUAGUUGAAUUGGGUGAUAACCUGUGGAUUGGUGGUUGGAACCCUCGGGUGCCCAAUUUGCACAGCCUUUUCCACUUGGGAGAUCUUCUGGUUUCUAUCAAUGGUCAUAAUGUGCAUACUCAGCGCCAAGUCAGGCAGACGGUUGAGGCCACUAAACGAUGGGCGACACGGGAGCAGCAGCGGCGACCCGACGUUGCACUGUACCCCGGCGAAGUGAAGUGCCGUCUACGUCUGAGACGACUGCCCCUUGCUAAGACUCUGAUAGUGUGCAGACAGACGCAAGACCAAAAGAUUGGUGUCACAUUUGACGACAGUGGUACUAACAAGGUGAAGAGCAUAGACCCAGAAGGUCCUCUUGCGUGUACCGGCUUGCUCCCCUUCGCUUCAGCUUUUUUUAAGAAGCCCGCAAGCGUUCCCCUCCGUAUGUCAGUCCUACGGCUUCUUGGCCGGAAGCAGACUACUUCAAUUUCAGAAGAUUUUGUUCCUUGGACAGCGACGGAAAUCAAUCAUAGGCCUCUCAACCCCUUCUUUAAACAGCAUGAGGUAUACCCUGGCACUUUCCGAAAUGUUUAG